This is a messenger RNA of Pocillopora meandrina, 2053 nucleotides long. NCBI's taxonomy places the organism in Eukaryota, Metazoa, Cnidaria, Anthozoa, Scleractinia, Pocilloporidae. The record is from the annotation of a GenBank genome assembly.
GCUGUUGCACGACUUCGACACAUGAACAAGAAUUAACCGUCGUCGGGGUAGAAUGUGAAGAAAUUCGAGAAGGACAGAACAGUGGUGGCUUAACUUGUUUAAUAUAACUUUGCCGGAAAAAGAGUGAAAGAAGAACUUGAGAAUGGACCGUGCAGUUUUCAUAUCUGUAGUAGACAAAUUACGACCCUUUCUUCCACCUGGUAGGAGUCCAAGGGGACUUGAUGUGUUGUCUAUUGAAAAACAAUUGGCCAUGACCCUAUACUUUUUUAAGCAUCAAGGCUCUCUUAAAUAAAUAUAAUCAUGAAUAAUUACUGCAAACUAAAUUUUACAAUAGGAAAAGAAAGGUACUUGUAGGUUAACAUUGUGGAUUGAAAGGUUGAAACGAAUAUAUAACUUGAUAGUACAUAUCUUCGCGUUUAGAUAGCAAAUUAUCACCCCGUGAUCAAGAUAAAAUGAGAGAUUAUAUGGAAAGGCGGGUUACCCCACCUAGGCAGGUUAUCUCACCUACCUGGGGUCCCCCACCUCCAUGUAAACAGGCCCGUAGAAAUAUUGUCAAGAAUUUUGGCAAUCUGCAAUCCUUGGUGGCACAAUUGAUGGUCAUACAUCAUGUUUGUUUGGAGGUUACCAUGUAGGGGUUACUCCAUCUUUCUGUUUAAACGAUUUAAGGAUUGUGAUGCUUUCAAAAAUGUCCUUCGUGAGACCAAUAAUCUCCCUUGUGAGACAAAUAACCUUCAGGAGAUAAAGAACCUCCUUGGGGAGACAAAGAUCCUCCUUCGGGAGACGAUGCACACUAAUUUCACAUAUGACAAACUCAUUAAUGACAACAUAUAUAGUUAAAAGUGUGAAAAGCAAUCUGCAUUUCAGAUCACGUUUACCGUUCAAGCAGUCAGCAGUAAAAUCACAGAAAUUUCGUGAUCUAGAAUAUCAUUACGUAAAGUUAUGCAUUCCUCGGAAAUUCGAAAACUGAGAGUGAAAGUGAAAAAUGUUCUCAAAAACUCAGUUCCUGUUUCAUCUGUUUUACACAACAUUGCUAUUAAUUGUAAGGCAAACUAGUUUCUUCAGUAAGUAUUUUUUCCAAGCUAAGAGUACAACAAGGUCGCUUGCAGUUAAUGCAUCAAAAAGAAAUCGUUUUCUUUCUGGAGAUGUCGAAUUAAAUCUAGGUCCUGUUCUGGAUUGCAAAAUUAGUUCAGUAGCAUUAGUAUGCAAUACCACACCUGCAUUCCUAUUGAACUCAAGGCUACCUAGACAUGGAUUAAGAGCACUUGAUGUAGGUGGAGGAGGUGACUGCUUUUUUAAGUCAGCAUCACACCAGUUAUAUGGGAACCCUAACCAUCAUGUAGAAGUUAGAGCAUUGGCUGUGCAGUAUUUGAGGAAUAUUCCUGGGCGAGUUAUUGAAAGCAAUUUGGAUGACUCAUGGUUGAGGUACUUAUCACAUAUGUCUAUGCAAGGAACUUGGGCUGAUCACAUUGUCAUACAAGCUGUUGCAGAUUCACCGAACUUAAGAAUUCAUAUUGUAGAAUCAAAUGGAAAUGUUUCAGAUUUUGACCCUAGUUGAAUCUAUCAAUACUGAGAGUAGAGAUAUUAGGUCUGUAUAUUUAGGUCACAUUGGUGAAAUGCAUUAUGUGUCAGCUUUACAAGCUGAAUUCAUAGUAAGGUCAUAUCAAACUAGCACUAAUAACUGUUGUGUUAAUCUUGCACCUUAUGAAAAUGACAUAAAUAAUUGUAAACGUAAAAGAAAGAACAGUGUCUACAUGAAAGAAUAUGGACAGAAAAGAAAGCAUUUCUAAUGAGGAAAGAGAAAAGAAUAAUCAAUACAUGAAGAAUUGUCGAGCAAAGAAAAAAAAUCCAGUUCUUGAUUUCAAAGAUUCAUGACGUAGUUUCUCAAGAGCUAUUGUAUAUCUGUACUUGCUGUGAUCAGCUGUUUUAACAAACAUAGUUUACUCCAUACUAGUAAUCUAAGAAAAAAGAUUCCUGAUGUAGAUAAAUACCUUAGAGGUAAGAAAGUUUCAACAGUGUUAAAUGGGUGCGUCAAAAAUGUUUGAUCUAUUUGAGU